AUGCGAACAAUACGCCCGGCAGCAAGAAAACCACCUGGUCAGAUUGACGUAUCAGAACGUAUGGACGAAAGCUCUCAUACUUCGACGCGUGGUGGUAGUGGUAAUAGUGACGGAGGGAGUAACACAAAAACUAAUACUCAAAAUGGACGCCAAAAAUUCUCGUCUGCUCAGCCGCAAUGUGGAAAUGCAGAGAGUAGUAGCGCGUAUGACAGGAGCGAGUCCAAAUUGUCAAUUGGACAACUACAACGGACUAUCAGCGAUCCGACGCGUAUUGUUCACGACAAUCAGUAUAACCCGCCAACCAUUGUUUCUUCUGACUCUGAUCUUAGCUCGAAUGGAGAAUUGGUAAAUAUGUCAUCCGAUAGGAGUGGAGAGAGGAGUGGAAGCGAGAGCGGUAGUACCCCAUCUGGUUCGACUUCCAGUUUUGACGGUGUUCCAACAUUAAGCGCAGAAAGUUCGACUAUAUCAACUGCUUCGUUGAAUUCUAUCGGUUCUGACGGUUCUCCUUCUGAUAUGUUCGAUCCUCCCUCGAACACGGUACUGAAUAAUUCAAUCCAAUCAGAAAUGACCAACAACUUUCACAGUUUCUUAGUCCAUUCUGACUCUCAAUAUUCGACGUCAACGAAUGAUUUGCAAGACUCUAUAUUAGAGACAACACAACAGACAGAGCAGAAAGUUGUAGGAUCCGUGCCAAUGAUUUUUAAUCGGUUGGUAAAUCGGACUAUAUCUGUGUUUUCCUGUCUUACGCGUAAUAUCGUGUGGACUGUUGGACUGACGUGUGAAUAUGUUCUAUGGAUUAUGAGUCUUUUCUGGAAAUUGAUUUUGCAAGCAUUAACUUCUGCCUAUGCUAUUUUUAAUAGAAUAUUAUUAAUAAGAUUUUGGGUAUAUAAUCGUCAGACAUCUAUUCGCACGAGGAUGACAGUAUCAGUAUUAUUAUUAUUUUUGGCGGUUCUAUUCUAUAUACCAACGUUUCGAGCAUAUGCAUGGAAAAAUGCUAAUCUUGCAGUCUGCCAUUUGCAAGACCGUUUUGCGAUACAAAUCCGGUUAAUGGCACUAGGAAACGACUGUAAGGGGGAUACCGAUGAUGUAUCUCAAGCAAUUAUAACUGCAGUGACGAAACAAAUAAUCAUCAGGAAUGAAGACGAUCUCAAAGGAAAUCGACUUAGAGCCAUUAUCCGUGCUUUGGUCGCCACUGAAGUACGAACUCAUUUCAUAGAUAGUAAUGAUGGAAUUCAUGGUGGCGAUUCACAUGGACCUUUCUAUUUAGAAUCAUCAGAUAGACAACGCGAUAUGAUAGCGUCUAUCAUUAAGGAAGAGACUAGAGCAGCCAUUAAAGAGCGCCUUCAACUUUUUUCAGAUGAUGUUGUUGAUAGGACUGACUACGCUCUUCGCUCUGCUGGAGCUAAGAUCAUAGGGCAAUUGACAUCGCGAACAUACAUUCAGUAUCCUGACAGUUGGUGGGAGAAACAGGUUGCAUAUUGGUCGAAUUAUGGCACGCUCCAGGGCAAACCUCCAGUGACUGCCAUUAUGCCUUCUAUUCACGUCGGUCAAUGUUGGCCAUUCUCUGGCCAUAAAGGGCAGUUGGGAAUAUUAUUAUCACAACCCAUGUAUCCAACAGCAGUGACAUAUGAUCACGCGUCGAAGAGAGCAGCCCUCGACCUAAGUCCAGCCCCUAAGGAAUUCGAAGUGUGGGGAUUUGUUGGGCAUCGCGAUAAUUGUGCUCCUAAUAAUCACCAUGAACCUUACUUAGAUAUAGUUAAUUUUGAACUACGCAACAAUUUUGCUGAUGAAGCUUAUGUCGAUCCAAACGAUCCUACCAUCACAAAUAUUAUUGGUAGUGGGACUUUCAAGUUGGGCUCUUCCCCAACACAAGUCUUUCUCGGCAGAUUCGUAUAUGAUAUUAAUGGAGGAUCAGUACAAACAUAUGAGUUGCCAGAGAAAUUAAAUAGACCUAUUAUAGCUGUGUUAUUGAAGGUGAAUAGUAAUUGGGGUAAUCCUCAUUACACUUGCAUAUAUAGAAUUCGAGUGCACGGAAAUGCUGUGCACGGAGAUAAUUUGAGGUAA
This is a messenger RNA of Paraglomus brasilianum, 2064 nucleotides long. The record is from the annotation of a GenBank genome assembly. NCBI's taxonomy places the organism in Eukaryota, Fungi, Glomeromycota, Glomeromycetes, Paraglomerales, Paraglomeraceae.